Molecule: messenger RNA, 606 nt
Organism: Blepharisma stoltei
Lineage: Eukaryota; Ciliophora; Heterotrichea; Heterotrichida; Blepharismidae
Source: the annotation of a GenBank genome assembly
AUGGCAGGAAAACUUCUCUUCGUCAGUUUUCUUCUGAUUUCAGCAUUUGCUUCCGAAAACACUGCUAAUCCAAUCGAUGAUUUCAUGGCCGGGUUGUCAGUUGGUGUUAACCAGCCUCUGUCUUGCUCUGACAACUGGAAAAUGUGUGGAGUAUAUGCUGGUCAGCUUAUGGGUAUGCCAACAUCAGAUUUAAUCUCAUUAUUUACAGAAAGAAUUCCUUUAUCUGGAGCCUUAGAAAUAGUUGAAGGCUUCCAAGCAAGUUUUUCAAGUAUUUGGGGAUGCAUUAGCACAGUUCUUGACGUCGGGACAGUUGCAUAUGAUAUCUACCACUUUACAACCCCAAGCUUCCAAGAUGAAAGCACCCUUAAGAAGGUUAGAGAUAUCCUCAAUUUCUCAUGCAGCGUCCAAAAAACAGCUUUUGACUUUGUCUUCAUUAUGAACACUUGUGGGGCUAGAGCUAAUUUAAGCCUUGAAUAUGUGGCUAGUAACUAUAAAGCCCAUAUGGAAGAAGCUAAUAGCUUGAUGACUGAUGUAAACAAUUGUGGAAGCAACUAUCGUCAAUGUGGCAAAUCGGCUGGAGAUUUGAUUCAGCUUUUACUUCAAUAA